AUAGUGACAAAGAAACUACCUCACUGGAAGAGCCCUCGUUACCAGCUUCUGAUGGGUUUCAAAAUCCAGUCCAGUCUUCAGAACUAAGUUCCAAGCUCUGUAAUCCCACCAAUCAAUUACUUGAUCGUUCCGUCUCUGCCCCUGCUUCAAUCUGCUCACCCAUAUCUAGCCUCRCAGAGCCUGCUGAUCCUAGAGCCGUGAAGUCUUUGGAGCCUUCAGAUGAAUGCCAGGGAAUCCCAGGAAAAGGCCAUCCUCUCUUAUUACAGCAUCUUUCCAGUAAUGCUGCUUUGGCGAAUUGUGACCGUCCUCUUCUGGUGGAGGAGGCGACCUGUUGCAGUCCAACUGGCCAUUCACAUAACACACUCAAAGAAACGUCUGCUGACAGUCUAAAGGAAUGUAAUGCUAAAGAACGAGGCCACGGUCAGGAGCCUCCUUUAGAAGUAACACCAGGAAACAGCUUGGCUGACACCGCUGCUAAGCACGGGCGAAAUAAAGAAGUGCCAGAACAGGAGGAACUAAAGAACCGGCUUCCCAAAGACCAUCAGAUGUGCAGAGAACCCCUGAGUGAACAUCUGGAGAAACAAAAUGAGACGACUGCCCCAGGACGUCCUUGCAGCGUCGCUGGGGUUGAGAAACCUGCUGUGGAAGAAGAGCAUUGCAAAGAGAUUCAUGCAGAGAACCCCCCUGCAGAAACGAGAGGGAGUGGGCUGGGGAAAGCACGGGUGUCCGGUGUGACAGGGAGGAUUCCCGUGUCGGCUUCUUGUCGCCGUAUGCACGUGGAAGUCUUCAUGGAGGUAGAUGUGGCUGAGAAGUCCCUGGUUGAAGUGCACAGCUCAGCAAGCAAGGAAUGGCAGGCUGAGAGUGGAGGGCUAUCUGAUGUCAGCCUGGAUCCUCCUCCUAUGGAGGUGGAGUCAAUGAAGUCUGACUCCUCCUUGAAUGAUCCGGUUGCYGUUUGUGAUGUGCUGCAGUCUGGAGACACCAACGAAAUUUCUGCAGAGUGUGAGUCGCCUAGUUCAACCUCUGAAAAUAGCUCUUUCCCCUCCAGCAUCCCUCAGCUGGACAUCAACCCCGGGGCAUCCUCAGAAGAGUCAUGUUUCUCUCUCGCAUCAGCCUUGAAAGAGCUUCACAAACUCUUGAUUAUCAAUCGCCAAGGAGACUGUAAAAUCCUCACAUCCGAAGAAGUCUCUCAGUUGGAAGUGGUUCACAAAGAACAAGCAAACCAUCAGGGCUUUCCUCAAGAUAAGCAUGAAGAUGUAGACCCAGCCAGCCAGGAACAAAGCUGCUCCUUCAGUACGGAGAGCUCUGAAGGCAGAAACGCGGAGCAGCACCUGGGGGAAGCACGUUGUGGUUGUGGAGCAGCAAGCGCUUGUGUCACGUCUAUCAGUCACACGCAGCCAGCUGUUGGGCAGGAUGGUACAGAGAUGCAGAAGCUCUCAGGUAAGAGCGACCUCCUCAUGCUGAACUCUGCUGUGGCAUCUGCUGACCAGCAACAGAGCUCUGAGCAGACAAGUAUUUCAGCAGGAUGUGAUAGGAACCCAGCGGAUCUGCCUUCAGAGCCCAAAGCAUCUGUUUCCUCUGAAGCUCCCCUGAACAAAGAUGUGUCUGAAGAUCCUCAGCGCUCRCUCACGGCAGCACCUGGGAGGAGCAGCUCCCCGGCUCCCCAGGGUCCGUGGCCGUCGGGGUUUGAGGAACCGCCGCUGCACCCGCCUGCAGGCCCUUCCGAGCCCCCAUCCGCUGCUCCUGCGCCGCCCGCCUUCCCUGCAGCCGACGUCAAUCGGAUCCUCCGCGCGGGCUUUGCCAUGCGGGAAGCUCUGGAGGCUUUGCAGCAAGCAGARGGAAACGCGGAUCUAGCUCUGCUCAUCCUGCUGGCCAAGAGUAUUGUUGUUCCUACGUAACCGCAGAUGAAGUAGCUGACUAGAGUGUCUUAUCUUACUCAAAUUGUACAUCAUAAACACACAAGCAGAAUGUUGAGCCAGAUUUUCUUGAAUUAUUUGCAGCCAAAGUAACCUGUCUCUUCCGUUUCUUCUUUUGUUUUUU
Molecule: messenger RNA, 2037 nt
Organism: Nothoprocta perdicaria
Lineage: Eukaryota; Metazoa; Chordata; Aves; Tinamiformes; Tinamidae
Gene: RSC1A1
Product: regulator of solute carriers 1
Exons: 1
Coding region: 546-1895 (449 amino acids)
Source: RefSeq, a predicted model, not a curated record